AUGCCGGGUACAACCUCGUUACCCCGAGACUUUGAACUGGGGUUCGCGACGGCGUCGUACCAAAUCGAAGGCGCCGUUGCGGAAGACGGGCGUGGGAAGUCAAUUUGGGACACGUUUUGUCACUUGGAGCCCACCCGGUCGAAAGGUGCCAAUGGCGAUGUUGCCUGUGACCACUACCACCGUCUAGAGGAAGACCUCGAUCUCUUGAAAAAGUACAAGGCUCAGACGUACCGGUUCUCGAUCUCAUGGUCGCGAGUCAUUCCUCUGGGCGGCAGAGACGACCCGGUGAAUGAAGCUGGAAUCGACUUUUACAACCGGCUUAUUGACGGCUUGAUUGCCCGCGGGAUUACGCCCUGGGUGACACUUUACCAUUGGGACCUGCCACAAGGAAUCCAUGACCGCUACGGUGGAUGGCUAGAUGUGGAAGAGUCACAAAAGGACUUUGAAAGAUAUGCCCGAGUUUGUUACGAGCGAUUUGGCGAUCGUGUCAAGGACUGGAUCACUCUUAACGAACCAUGGAUUGUCUCCAUUUUCGGAUAUGCCACGGGGAUUAAUGCCCCUGGAAGAAGCAGUAUCAACAAGCAGUCAACAGAGGGCAAUACCCCGACUGAGCCCUGGAUUGUUGGCAAGGCUCUCAUCAUGAGCCAUGCUCGUGCGGUGGCGGCUUACAACGAAGACUUCCGGUCUUCUCAAAAGGGCAGAAUUGGAAUAUCUUUGAAUGGUGAUUUCUACGAGCCCUGGGACAGCGACGAUCCUCGAGACAGCGAGGCCGCAAUUCGAAGAAUGGAAUUCCACGUCGGCUGGUUUGCCAACCCCAUUUUCUUACAACAAGACUACCCCAAGUGCAUGCGGGAGCAACUUGGCAGCAGACUCCCCGAGUUCACUGCUUCCGACAUGGCUCUCCUACAAAGAGCGGAGUCUGAUUUCUACGGCAUGAAUUACUAUACAUCUCAAUUCGCUCGCCACCGCGAAGAGCCGGCUUCUGAGAACGACGUCAUUGGAAACGUCGAUGAGCUUCAGGAGAACAAGAAGGGCGAGCCGGUCGGUGAGGAGAGCGGACUGCACUGGUUGAGGUCUUGCCCAGGGAUGUUUCGAAAGCACCUGACCCGCAUCUACGGCCUGUACGGGAAGCCUAUUUACAUCACUGAGAACGGGUGCCCAUGUCCAGGGGAAGACAAGAUGACCAAAGAGCAGUCUGUCGAGGACGAUUAUCGGAUCCGAUAUUUCGAAGAUCACCUUGACGCUAUAGGCAAGUCAGUCAGCAAGGAUGGCGCUGUUAUCAAAGGAUACUUUGCAUGGUCCCUGAUGGACAAUCUUGAAUGGUCUGACGGUUACGGGCCAAGAUUUGGUGUCACGUUCACAGACUACGACACUUUGGAGCGAACGCCGAAGAAGUCGGCUUUAAUCCUUAGAGAGCUUGUUGAGACACGGAAAUCAGCAGCAACGUAGAAUAUUCCACUCUCUGCCAUAAAUGUUUGCUUCUUAGUUCUUGGUACACAUAUUGGGACCGCCAGAUAGAGGUCACUUGCAGUUAGAAGUUCAGUUCAUUGACAUUAUAAAGUUAGAACCGAAGCAAUAUAUGAGGAUAAUGUUAUUUGUCCAAACCAACUCCUGACUAGAACAUUAUCC
Ilyonectria robusta is the source of this 1629-nucleotide messenger RNA. Its product is annotated as family 1 glycoside hydrolase. Gene Ontology annotation, molecular function: beta-glucosidase activity. The transcript is spliced from 4 exons. The record is from RefSeq and is a predicted model, not a curated record. Bases 1 to 1449 code for a protein of 482 amino acids. Lineage: Eukaryota; Fungi; Ascomycota; Sordariomycetes; Hypocreales; Nectriaceae. Gene Ontology annotation, biological process: carbohydrate metabolic process.